Molecule: messenger RNA, 3469 nt
Organism: Amphibalanus amphitrite
Lineage: Eukaryota; Metazoa; Arthropoda; Thecostraca; Balanomorpha; Balanidae
Product: ADAM 17-like protease
Exons: 15
Coding region: 173-2395 (740 amino acids)
Biological process (GO): Notch signaling pathway; membrane protein ectodomain proteolysis
Cellular component (GO): plasma membrane
Molecular function (GO): metalloendopeptidase activity
Source: RefSeq, a predicted model, not a curated record
AGGAUAGGCCGGACAACGUAGAAACUAGAAUCUUCGUUGUCUGAGAGACAUCGAACGCUGGGUACCUAGAUGGAGAAUAAUGGUGGCUCCUAGCUGGUGUUGUUCACUGCAGUAUCACAUUGUUGAAGACAGCUAAUUACUUUUGACCUCUGGGAGAAGAGAGGUGGAUAAGAUGCAUUUUACAAAUGGAUUGUUUUUUCUAUUUGGUUUCGUUUUCUUCAUAUGCCAAGGCUCACUCAUCAAUCGACUGAAGUACCAUGAGGUGAUGCAUGCAAGUGAGCUAAGCCACACAAUUGUGAAGCGAGGCAUCAACAGCAGCCCUCAUCCUUUCAACAAAAUCAAAGAGCUAACAUUCAAAACACUGGGCAGGGAUUUCAAGCUUAUGCUUUCACCAAGAAAGUAUCUGCUACACAGCCAGUUCAAGGCAUAUGAAGUGGACAAGGAUGGAAAGGAAAAACUCCACCACAUCGACCCGGAGCACCACGACCUGUACGAGGGCCGUGUGUUCGGCGAGAUAGAGUCGGACGUCAGCGCUCUUAUCGAGGACGGCGUGAUGACGGCUACCGUACGGACGAAGGAGGAUACGUACCACAUUGAGCCGGCCUGGCGCCACAUCGACGACCCGCUGCGCACUCGGAUGAUCACCUACCGCAGCUCGGACGUGCUGGAUGGCCAGCCGGGCCUGCCGCUGCCCUCGCUCGGCUCCCACUGCGCCUACGUGCGCGAGGAGGGGAACGCCACAGGCCCGGAGUGGGGCGAGGAGGGCGGUCCAGGUCCUCACGUGCGAGCUAAGCGCCAGACCACAGAGGCGUUCACGUUCAACAUAAUGAAGACGCGCUGUCCGCUGCUGCUGGUGGCCGACUACCGUUUCUACAAGGACAUGGGCAGCAGCAACACUAAGACCACUAUCAACUACCUGAUCAGCUUGAUCGACCGUGUAGACAAGAUUUACCGCGACACGGUGUGGGCGGCGGGCGACCGCGACCGAGGCGUGGGGGAGCGCCACCUGGGAGCCAUGGGCUUCGUCAUCAAGAAGAUCGUGGUGCACAGCGAGCACACGCCGGUGGCGCGAGGCCAGGAGCACUACAACAUGGACACGGGCAGCUGGGACGUGCGCCACCUGCUCGAGGUGUUCAGCCGCGACUACACUCACAAGGACUUUUGUCUGGCGCACCUGUUCACCGACAUCCGGUUCGACGGCGGCAUCCUGGGGCUGGCCUACGUGGGCUCUCCGCGACGCAACUCGGUCGGGGGCAUCUGCACGCCCGAGUAUUUCAAGAACGGAUUCACUCUGUACCUGAAUUCGGGCUUGAGCUCCUCACGGAAUCACUACGGCCAGCGGGUCAUCACACGCGAGGCCGACCUGGUGACGGCCCACGAGUUCGGCCAUAACUGGGGCAGCGAGCACGACCCCGACAUGGCCGAGUGUUCGCCCAGCGCCAGCAAGGGCGGCUCCUACCUCAUGUACACCUACUCCGUGUCCGGAUACGACCUCAACAACAAGCGUUUCUCCCCGUGCUCUCUGCGCUCCAUCAACCUGGUGCUGAAGGCCAAGUCAUCCCGCUGUUUCACCGAGCCCGAGGAGUCGUUCUGCGGAAACCUGCGUGUCGAGGGCGACGAGGAGUGUGACGCCGGUCUGGUCGGCUCCGAGGACGAGGACUCGUGCUGCGACAAGAACUGCAAGCUGCGCCGGAACACGGGCGCCGUGUGCAGCGACAAGAACUCUCCGUGCUGCAGCAACUGUCAGUACCUGCAGCUGGGAGCCAAAUGCCGAGAGGCCAGUCUGGCUACCUGUGAGAAGGAGGCCACCUGCAACGGCGCCCGGGCCGACUGUCCGGCCUCUGCUCCAAUGGUGGACGGCACCGAGUGUCAGGAGCACGGCGGUCGCUGCCGCGCCGGCAAGUGCGUGUCGUUCUGCGAGCUGAACGGCCUGCACAGCUGCAUGUGCGACGUGGAGAAGUACGCGUGUAACCUGUGCUGCCGCAAGUCGCUCAACGACACGUGCACGGCGCAGGAGCCGCUGCGCACCCUCUCCGGAGGAACGCCCUGCAUGCACGGACUGUGCAACAACAUGGGUGUCUGUGAGAAGACCGUACAGGACGUGGUCGAACGCUUCUGGGACAUCAUCGAGGACAUCAACAUCAACAAGGUGUUGCGGUUCCUGCGUGACAACAUCGUGGGCACUGUGCUGGUGAUCAGCAUCAUCAUCUGGGUGCCGGCCAGCUGCGUGUUCAGCUACGUGGACGCCAAGCGGCGCCGCCAGGAGGAGGAGGAGCUGGCCUGGCAGCGGCGCGACCAGCUGAUCCGGCCCGGCGAGCGGCGCGUCGUCUACACUCGCCGCCGGCUGCCCGACCGCGAUCGGCCCGCAGAGUAUGGCGCCUCCGCCAGGAUGUAGGCGGCGCGGGCGGGAGGGUUAGCAGCCGGGAGCCGCCGGGCGGGGUCGAGGUCCGCCGUGUCGUGUUCUGACUGGUAGUAGGGCUAUUAUGCGCUACUCGGCCGGCCGGCCAGAUGUAGGUGGGAAUUGAGAUGGCCAGGGGCCGUGUGUCUAUUGUGACGCGGCUGGCCAUGUGGUUUUUGAUUGCCCGCUGGAAGAUAAGUCAUUUUUGUGAUGUAUUUACCGGAUAGGCGUUUUAUGCCACAAUUCAGAGGCUCUGUCAGCUGUUUCGUAUGCAGUGCAGUCUUGUUCUGCAAGCGCCGAUAGUAUGUAGAUGGUGAAUGACUCACAUCAGCGUAGUAUUUUCACAGUACGUAGUUAGCACGAUUUGAUCGAAGGAAGCUCAGCCAAGCCCGUGAUUGCUUGUAUAUCAUGUUUCCUAUCAUCAUUAUUUAUCAGUCAUCACAUUGUAAGGGCAAGUUUUGAAGCAUCCUUUCUUCACGCGAAGGAUUAUUUCGCUGCACAGCACAGCUUACAUUUCUGCGGCCGUGUGCAGCAAACAUAUACUUGGGAGUGUUGUUUUCGCCACGCAAUGGUGGCGAAUGUGCGCGUGAAUGCGUCUGACUCUGAUAGUGUGGUGUUUGAACACGUCCGUACUAUUAUCACGGCAACGUGUGAUUUAAGGAGUCGCGGUGCCGUGAAUUUAUCGUGUGUCGAGUGUAGCGCAAAUUCAUUGAACAUUAGAUAUCGUCUGAUGAUUUAUCAGCUUAGAAUCCAUCCGCGGUUGUGUGAUAGGCUUUCGAGAUGUGUUUUCCGUCGCUUUACAUGUGCCCCCAGUUACCCUGUAGCUCCUACCUGUGUCCUUGCAUGGUGCGAUGCGCCGUCUGCCCUGUGGACGCUUCACGACCGACAGCUCAUACGGCUGAGCAGCUGUCGGGACGUUCAGUCGCGCAACGGCAAUCGUUCGGAGCCGGCGUCGGUCGCGUGAUCUCCCCGUCCCCUAGUCAUGUGUUAUUUGUCCCCGCGGACGAUGCGUUCUGAAGUGAUAUUAGAUCAGUCACUUCUAUCGGAACAAAUAUACCCACGAUACGAGAA